AUGAAGCCACAUUGUUGCUUAUUCACUGUUGUGGUGAGUGUCAUCGUGCCAGCUGCUUUCGUUUUAGAAGAUGAAGACUUCAGUCAAAUGGCUCUGCUGGGAGCAAAUCACAGUUCUUCCAAUGCAUCCUUCCCCCCAAGCUUUGAACUCUCAGCAGGUUCCCACCCAGGCGACGAUGUCAUCAUAGCAAAAGAAGGAGCUAGUGUUUCAAUCGAGUGUCUUCUCACAGUCAGCCACCGUGAAGACGUCCAUUGGUACAACUCAAAAGGACAGCAACUGGAUGACAAAAUCAGAGGUGGCAAAUGGUUGGUUUCUGAUAACUUCCUGAAUAUCACCAACGUAGCCUUUGAUGACCGUGGGCUCUAUACAUGUCUAGUCACCUCUCCAAGCCAUGCCUCCUACUCUGUGACCCUGCGUGUUAUCUUCACCUCAGGAGACAUGAGUGUCUACUACAUGAUUGUUUGCCUGAUCGCCUUCACAAUCACUCUCAUCUUGAAUGUCACACGUUUAUGCAUGAUGAGUAGCCAUCUUCGCAAGACUGAGAAGGCCAUCAAUGAGUUCUUCAGAACUGAAGGAGCUGAGAAACUUCAGAAGGCCUUUGAGAUCGCAAAACGCAUCCCCAUCAUCACCUCCGCCAAGACUCUGGAGCUUGCCAAAGUCACACAGUUUAAGACCAUGGAAUUUGCUCGCUACAUCGAAGAACUGGCACGAAGUGUUCCCCUGCCACCUCUUAUUCUGAACUGCCGGGCCUUUGUGGAAGAGAUGUUUGAAGCUGUGCGAGUGGAUGACCCUGAUGACAUUGGAGAGAGAAUUAAAGACAGGCCUGCCUUGGAUGCUCAGGGGGGCAUCUAUGUCAUUAACCCAGAGAUGGGCAGAAGUAAUUCACCAGGAGGUGAUUCAGAUGAUGGUUCUCUGAAUGACCAAGGCCAGGAGAUAGCAGUUCAGGUCUCUGUACACCUUCAAUCAGAGACCAAAAGCAUUGAUACAGAUUCUCACGACAGCAGUCAUUUCAGCCCAUCUGACGAUGUGGGAGCUGCUGAAUCUAACCAUAAAGAGGGAAUGUGUGAAAACUGUCAGCUGUGA
This is a messenger RNA of Elephantulus edwardii (Cape elephant shrew), 1083 nucleotides long. RefSeq names its product microfibrillar-associated protein 3 (gene MFAP3). The transcript is spliced from 2 exons. Lineage: Eukaryota; Metazoa; Chordata; Mammalia; Macroscelidea; Macroscelididae. The coding region runs from base 1 to 1083 and encodes 360 amino acids. The record is from RefSeq and is a predicted model, not a curated record.